Messenger RNA from Myotis davidii, 3175 nucleotides. It is a transcript of the gene ZBTB32, whose product is annotated as zinc finger and BTB domain containing 32. Gene Ontology annotation, biological process: regulation of transcription by RNA polymerase II. Bases 1401 to 2849 code for a protein of 482 amino acids. The record is from RefSeq and is a predicted model, not a curated record. Gene Ontology annotation, molecular function: RNA polymerase II cis-regulatory region sequence-specific DNA binding; protein binding; DNA-binding transcription factor activity, RNA polymerase II-specific. The transcript is spliced from 5 exons. Gene Ontology annotation, cellular component: nucleus. Lineage: Eukaryota; Metazoa; Chordata; Mammalia; Chiroptera; Vespertilionidae.
CUCUAGAAGUUCACAAAUGAAAUAAGGAGACAGGUUAGGAGAUAGGAUGCCUGGAUUCUAGACUAGAAGGGGUGGUCUCUCCUGGAAGGGUGAAGCAGAGCCUGGGAUAAAAAACCACACCCUGUGGGGGAACUGUGGCAGACAGAUACUUGGGACACCCAAUGGAAGAUUGUGAGGUCAGGGGCGGAGUUAUUGGGGUAGAGGGUGGGCAGGAGCCCAACAGAAGUUCAGAACAUGCGGUGUUCAGGAGGAAGCUACAACUGGUGAGUAGUUUCUUCUCCCCAGCUGAGACUUUCUUCCCAUUAUACCCCUUCCUGUCCACUUCCUGCCAACCUAUAGCCCUCUCCCUGAGGUGACCAAGUAAUAAUCCUCCCUCCCACAAGAGUCCUCAUCACAUCUAGGAAGAUGCCUGCUGGGUCUGCCUCUUUGUAUCUGAGUUCCCAGUUCUCUUCUUAAAAGCCAAUGUGGUGAUUUUGAUGUGUGAGAAAUUCCUGUCUUGUUGGGUUCUUUUUAUUCUUCACUUUUGGCGUAUGAAAAGCAAAAUUAAACCAUCUUCUUAUCUUAACCUUGAGAGGAAAUAGCCUCUCCUCUGUAGUUAUUUCCCUUUCUCGCACUUCCUCAGGGGUCAAAGUCUUCUCCCAAACCUCUCUCUAUCCCUGGAUCAAGAGCCUUCUCUCCUGUGACUUCUACACCUGCUCUUAACUCACUAGACAGGCAUCUUCGGUCUCUUCCAGUUCCUUCUCUGAGGAUGUGUUCUAGAUGCUUCAGCUUCAAGGAGAGGAUUGAUGCCUUGGAACCUGCCCUCCUACAACUAUGACCCCAUGUAUUGCUGAUUUUCUGCUUCUCAGGACCCUCAGCUCCACGUGAUGGACUUGUGUGGGGACACACGAGCUCUCUAAACUCUCCCAUGAGCUGUGUCUUGCUCCAUCCCUAACUGACAGGGAUGACUGGGUCUGGAGGUGAUCUCUUUGUCUCGAAUGAAGGGAGCCUGGCCUGCUCAGAGGGGCUCCGAGAAGCAGAAGUAUCAGUAUGUGCUAUCAUUUAAGUCAGAGAUUGCUAAUUGGCAGAAUCCACCUUCUAGUCUUCAGCCCACUACUUAAUGUAGUUGUUAACUACCUGAUCCUUGCUUUUUAAGUCCUCACUGUAGUCUAAUUUCCGUUCUCUUGCCACCAAACUCUAGGCCCCUGUUAUGGUUCUGGAUAAGCUCAAGUCCUCUCUUGGGUUAGUUUAUUUGCUCUGUUCAGAACAGAGAGGUCUGAUCCAGAACAAACAACUCAUUCUUUCUCCCCUCAUCUCCACAGGCUUGAGAAUAUGCUGUUCCUUCCUCCCCUUCCCACCAUGGACCUCGAACUGUGGCCUUUGUCUCAGAACCUCUGAGACUGGUACCCAGGCAAGGCAAAAUGCCCCUGUCCCCAACAAGACUGCCUAGCCCCUAUGGCUCUGAUCGGCUGGUGCGGCUAGCAGCCAGGCUCAGGCCUGCACUAUGUGAUACCAUGAUCACUGUGGGGAGCCAGGAGUUCCCUGCACACAGCCUGGUGCUGGCAGGUGUGAGCCAGCAGCUAGGCCGCAGGGGUCACUGGACUCUGGUGAAAGGAAUCAGCCCUUCCACUUUUGCACAGCUUCUGUACUUUGUUUACGGAGAGAGUGUUGAGCUGCAACCUGGGGAACUGGGGCCCCUUGAGGAGGCUGCCAGGGCCUUGGGGGUGCAGUCCCUGGAAGAGGCAUGCAGGAAGGCUCGAAGAGACAGGGCUAGAGCAGAGUUUAGUCAAGGGCUGAAGGAACAUCAGAAGCCCACAAGGGAUUCUGAGAGUGGAGUGGGGGACCUUGGAGAGCAGAGAUCAGAGAAGUUUAUUAGAGCUGGUGAGAGAGAACAGGAGAUGGUGCAGGAGCACAGGCCACUGAGAGAGAGCUCUGAGAUAGCAGAGGCAAUGCAGGAGGAUCAGAGGGAGCAUGUGAGAUCAGAAGAGAAACUCGACCAAUCCCUUUUUGGCCACAGGGGAGUAGGUGGGAAACAAGAAGUGAUCAUGUGGGUGAAGGAGAGUCCAGGGGGCUCUGAGGAAAGUUUAGGGAAGUUGCCUGGCCCCCCACCCCCACCAGGUUCCCUCCAAACCAGCAUCACCUCUAGGCCCUGGUGGGCUGAGGCCCCUUGGUUGAGGGAGAGCCAGCCUGCCCUGUGGAGCCUCCUGCUAUUACCGCCCAGAUCUGGCACUCCUUUCUCCCAUAGUACUUCCAUCAGUGCAGCCUGGCAAGAGGUCUGGCCUCAGGAUCAGAGGAUUCCACUGUCCCUGAACCUCCACAAAGGGCUCUGGAGCCAGAAUCAGUUGGCCUUCUCUAGCUCUACCUCAGGUUCCCUCCCCCAGGGCCCCGCGAAGCUCAGCCCUGGGGAGAUGGAAGGGUCUGAUCAAAGGCACACGGGUGCACUUGCAACCUGUGUGGGUCACGUGGGCAAAGCAGGCUGCCCAUCUCGCCAACAGCCUUUCAGGCCUCCUCCUGCUCGGUCCAGGCCCUAUUCUUGUUCUGUCUGUGGAAAGAGGUUUUCACUCAAGCAUCAGAUGGAGACACACUACCGAGUCCACACAGGAGAGAAGCCCUUUUCCUGUGGCCUCUGUCCCCAGCGCUCCCGGGACUUCUCGGCCAUGACCAAGCACCUGCGGACACACGGGGCUGCACCCUACCGCUGCUCUCUGUGCGGAGCCGGCUGCCCCAGCCUGGCCUCCAUGCAGGCACACAUGCGGGGCCACUCGCCCAGCCAGCUCCCGCCGGGAUGGACCAUUCGCUCCACCUUCCUCUACUCCUCCUCCGCCUCUACAUCCUCGAGGCCAUCAUCCAGGGACUCCACCUCCAAGUAGGUCCCCUGCCUCCUCCACCUGACGGGCUGGGAAUGGCUUCUUUGGCUGCAGCUAAAGAAUGAAAGAUAUAAAGACAGGCCGGCGGGCUGGCUAGGCUUCUGACCCGGCACCCGGCUUUGGCAGCCUAGCGAAUUCGGCUAAGAAGCCUCGAGGGAAGGGCCCCGAAAGCCCUCUCCCGGUGACCAAGGACCGCAGAAGCCUGGACUGGCGAUCCCGUGUGGGGCGAGGGCAGUGAGGUUUGCACAAGUGAAUCUUAACUGUGUGGGCACUGUUGAUUUCAUUACUAAAAUAAAGCGUUGUCUGUGCCUUCCUCUCAGGACAAGAAA